AUGGGUCGCUGGAAAAAUAGCAAAAAUUUGCCAAAUAAGGCAGAAAACAGGCCAGAGGAUUACAGUUUGCAACGUGAGGCCGGCCAAAGUCCCCUUAUACCGCCAGGCGGCCGGAAGUCUAAUCUGUACUCGGUGCACCUAGCGGGUAACCGUCUGACCACCGUGCCACGUCGGGCCCUACAGGACCUCCCUGUUCUCAGACAUCUCCAUCUCCAGCAGAACGGCAUCCGCGCCAUCUCGGAGGAUGACUUCACCGGGCUCCUGACGUUAACGCAGCUCGAUCUGAGUGAGAACCUCAUAGGUGAAGUAGACACCUCUGCCUUCACGCCGCUCUCCAGUCUGGAGGUUCUGAACCUGUCACUGAAUCCGCUGUCUCAACUACGUCACAGACCUGACCAAGGGUUGCCAUGGUUACGUCGGCUGUAUCUACAGAACACGGCGAUCACCGACGUCACGGCGGAGAUGUUGAAGGGAUUCUCCAACCUCACAGAUCUGGAGUUAGGGUCCUGUAGAAUCCAGUCUGUCGCCGCCGACGCCUUCUCCCCCACACCGGGGCUUGCCUACCUCGGGCUGAGGAACAACUCCAUCACGAACAUCGCGGCGGGAACAUUCGCGCCGCUUUCCAAGUUAGAAACUUUGCAUCUUGACAAUAACGGAUUAGUGGGAUUGGAUUCUGGUGCGUUUAGCCAGGGAAGCUCUCGUCUCAGGGAGCUCUAUCUGCAGAAUAAUGUCUUGGCUGCUGUGCCAGAUUUGGGACAGCCAGCUUCGUCACGUCUGCAGACUUUACGCCUGAGUAAGAACGUCAUCACAGAACUGUCGUCCGCGUCACUCUCAUCCUUGACAGACCUUGUCACGUUAGACAUCGCCGACAACAAGCUGUCCAGCAUCUCCCAGGGCGCCUUCGACCAGCUAACAAAUCUAAAGGGGCUGUAUCUGCAGAACAAUGAGUUGACAACAAUCACAGGAGGAAGUUUUGAACAACUCACAUCUCUGGAAGCCGUCAACGUUUCGGGCAACCCAUGGAGAUGUGACUGCAACAUCCGGGGUCUCCGUGAUGACAUCAAAACCAAGGUUAUCUGCGCCAGUCCUGCCAACCUCCGCGGACGCUCAUUGGACCAGGUAACGCCAGAGGAUCUGGGUUGUGACCAAUCUCCGGACGCCACGUCACCGACAGGUCCGAGGUCAACGACCUGCCGGGCAACCUUCACGAUGAUCCUUCUAGUUGGGGCCAUGCUUACCCAUGUAAUGUUUCUAGAUCUGUUCUGUAUUUAGCAAAGCAUUUUGAAGGUUAUUUUAAACUCAAGAAAGAUCAAGAAAUAGCCAUGCCUUCAAGUACCAGAAUUAUCAACCUAGGAUUGAUGAACUUUGUAUUUUCAUAGAGGUACGUAUCGUGUAGUGCAAGCCUUUGCCUCCAAGUACAGUAGGGGCAUCCUCAUUAGAUAGCUUUAGACGACCCUUACAGUUAGAUGUGCAAAGGUUAGGUGUGACAAGUCGUUCAGUGCAAUGUAACUAGCUGGUGUGUUUGGUAGGAGAUACAUCCAGCAUUUUGUGAUGUCAUUUGUGCCUUUCCUUUAUAUAGAUAUAGUACCUACUUUUAUUUUGAUAUAGUACCAUUGAUUAUAAUUAGGUUGAAGACUAUUUGAGAAGAGUAGAUAAAUGUAGAGUGGAAGUCGUUGCCACAAUGUACGGUAAAAUGCAUCUCUGUUGGAGUUGACUUGCUUUCUUUAAUUUUCUUAUUUGAACUCUGUGCUAAUUAAUGACAGAAUGAAGCUUAGGACCAAUGAACAUGUCUUUGUCUUUAUGUGAAACCAGUGUUGUCAUGACAGCAGGAAUUAAAGAGCAUGGUGUGUGCAUAAUUUAAGUUAGAAUAGAAGAGAUGUUUUUGUAUGGCCCAACAUCAUUGAACAGGCUGUUCAUUUCGAUAAUGUCUAAUACGCAAAAGAAUAUACAUUUCUUCAACAGAACAUGUCACUCUGAAUAUCGACAAGAUUCGGCGUUGAUAUCACACAAUCAGAACCAAUGUACUGGAAACAUAUGUUAACUUUCAAUCUAUUUUAUACAACCCAUACAGUACACAAUGUAGACAGUACCUCGAGGACAUGACGAUCUAGUAACUAAGGACAUCAUAGUGGUAACUCUCUUUCAAAAUAUUCACUUACUAACGCGCCAAUUCACUACUACAUUACAAACAAAAACCAUGAUUUCAUGCAGCAUAUCACACAAUUAAAUAAAACAAGCUAUCAACGGUCGUCAGUAUACAUUAACUUCAUACAUUUGCAGAAAGAUCAUUUGAAUUUACAUAACAUUUACGUAAUUUACGUUUUAUCUAUAUACAUUCUUUUAUCUACAUAUUGUAACAUUCAUUGAGGGUAUUUACAUGUAUAUCAAUACUGCCAAAGUCAAUAAUCAAAUUUGUAACUGAAACGCAAAUUGAACAUUUUAAAUAUUUUUGUCCCUUUACGUCUUCGAGCUAAUGUGUGAAUCUAAAAGUCUUCAGCACAACAAAUUGUGAGAAGAAAUUCUGGUUUACGUAUAAUU
Molecule: messenger RNA, 2538 nt
Organism: Branchiostoma floridae (Florida lancelet)
Lineage: Eukaryota; Metazoa; Chordata; Leptocardii; Amphioxiformes; Branchiostomatidae
Product: carboxypeptidase N subunit 2-like
Exons: 7
Coding region: 1-1272 (423 amino acids)
Cellular component (GO): extracellular matrix
Molecular function (GO): protein binding
Source: RefSeq, a predicted model, not a curated record